Messenger RNA from Caenorhabditis auriculariae, 728 nucleotides. The record is from the annotation of a GenBank genome assembly. Lineage: Eukaryota; Metazoa; Nematoda; Chromadorea; Rhabditida; Rhabditidae.
AUGGCAAUUUGCACGAAGUUGCGUUUUAUUUUAUGGCGCGCGGCAAUUUAUUUUUUUCUGUUUUAUUUAUUUUGUUUUUGCUUUCUGUUCUCUAUUAGGUUUUUAUUUCAAACUAAUAGAAAAGUCUAGACUUUGAACUAGAAUAUCAUUGGACUGAAACGUUUAUGUGGUUUUUCUUCAAAUUUUGUAAUUAAUUAUUUUUUUCCUGACCUUUUCAGAGAUUACCAUGGAAUCUGGGCCGCUACUCCCACAAUCGCCAGUGAAAGUAACUCCAAAAGCGACAGAUGGUCAACAGAAACUCAUUCUAGUACCUUUGGAUUACGUCAAGUCAAGAGUGAAAAUCGUGAAGGACGAUUUGUUGGCCGAAGAAGAAGCUUUUGUCGCCAUUUCGAAAGCCGCUGUUGGUUUUUUUCUUCUAAAAUAACUCUUGAACGACUAAAUAGACAUUUUAACAAGUUUUUCUUUCCAGGAAACUUUCCUACGAAACUUGGCUCGUGAAUCUUCAAACCUUGCUGGAAAUGAGCCAAUCUCCUACGACGAUAUCGCCAAUGUCGUCCACAAACUUCCUUUCCACGAGCUCCGAGGUUUUUCAAAUCGAUUUUCAAUCAAAAAAAAAUAAAUUAUUUUCAGAAUUCCUACCUCAAAGAAUGACGUAUGAAGCCGUUCAGAGGCGUUUACAAGCCCUACAAGAAAAUCGAGACGAAAAUGACGAAGACGACGACGACUGA